Messenger RNA from Hyaloscypha bicolor E, 1264 nucleotides. RefSeq lists its product as uncharacterized. The record is from RefSeq and is a predicted model, not a curated record. The transcript is spliced from 2 exons. The coding region runs from base 306 to 962 and encodes 218 amino acids. NCBI's taxonomy places the organism in Eukaryota, Fungi, Ascomycota, Leotiomycetes, Helotiales, Hyaloscyphaceae.
UUGACAUCCUACUUGCUUCUCGUUCUUUCCUUCACAGAGGAGCCCUGAGGCUUGAAACUUCAAGCCACACUGGUCCGUGCACACAAACGUUGUCCACCACGUGACAGAGAAAUCCACGACCACCUCCUCCUUCACUCUCAGCCUUCUUCACCAAGACCAUACUAACGACCUGUUCAAAUCUAUCGAGCAAGCCAGCAUCAUUACUUAUGCCUCCUCUUCAAUUCCCUGUGACCAAAUAGUCGUACGCUGCUAUCAGGCAAGUCCCAAGGACAACAAGGCUGUCUACGAUCCAAGAGGUACUGGAUAUGUCGGAUCCUGAUACCUUGUUUCCCUCUUCGCCAGGGCGUGAAGCGAGCCCCAGUUCUGAGGCUUUGCAGCUCGAGGAUGACAUCGAGGCUUCUUACACCAAACGUGGACCAGCGCAAAGUAGGCUUCGGAACGAUCAGGCUGUGAAAGGUCCAUCACAUGGCUCCCUCACGCCACCCGAUGAAAGGAAAGAAGUCUCUGAAAACGAGAAUCUCACCGAGGAUAAUGAACCCACUCAACACCAGCUUCCAGAGAAAGGUUUCAUCAGACUGAAUACCCACGAUACUUCAUUUGUGGAUGAACACAUUCCAAGCAUCGAAAAAUUCGGGCAGGAUCUCCAAGUCGCCAUCAAUGCUGCCUGGCCAACACGAAACGGAAAUCGGUAUGAAGAGGCCCACGUGCUUCUAUUGAGUUGGGAGGAUGAUAACCUUGGAGUGGCGCGUGAGAUCAAACGCCUCAAGCACGUGUUCUCAGCUCUCUAUCGGUACGACGUCCAGGAAUUUAAAAUACCAUCGACGACUCCAGGAAAGGCCACAACGUUCCGGUUAUCGUCUUUCCUUGAAAAUGACAGCCCCAGCAGCCUCUUGAUCGUGUAUUACGGAGGCCAUGCCCGUUUAAGUAAUCAGACUAACGAACCUCCAAUUUGGUCAGCGUAAGUGCCUUUUUUUUACCUCGCCGGUGGAGAGAGUGAAGGAAGCCAUUGCAACUGAAGUAUCGAAGCCUCAUCUGUAGGUGAUGAUUAGGGAUUGAAUGUUCCAAUUUUAUUGGGACUUUGAAAAGCGAAACAGCUAAAAUGAGGCGAACUCUAUUGCUAAUGAAGAAUACAGGACUGAUAAAGUUGGAUCACCAACGUUGCCAUGCGGUGGAGUGCAGCAGCUCCUCGAAGAAGCAGCCUCUGAUGUCCUCCUUCUCUAUGAUAGCUGCCACUCAUCACAUCCCGCAAUCAAUACUGGUGGUC